Molecule: messenger RNA, 1590 nt
Organism: Armigeres subalbatus
Lineage: Eukaryota; Metazoa; Arthropoda; Insecta; Diptera; Culicidae
Gene: wds
Product: WD repeat-containing protein 5
Exons: 5
Coding region: 242-1294 (350 amino acids)
Biological process (GO): transcription initiation at RNA polymerase II promoter
Cellular component (GO): transcription factor TFIID complex; Set1C/COMPASS complex
Molecular function (GO): RNA polymerase II general transcription initiation factor activity; histone binding
Source: RefSeq, a predicted model, not a curated record
UUUUACGUUUUUCGCAGCUUUUAUCAUUCAAAAGAACGCGAAAAUUUCGGCUUGGUUUAUUUACUCGAAUUUUAAUCUCGUCAUACUUUUUAAGAAAUUAAUGAAAAUUUCCUCCAGAAAUAAUAAGAAAAUAUAUCGAACUUCAUUCUUCCAGUAAAGGCGCUCCGCCACAGCCGCUAGAAAAGAAGACAAAGAUCACAAAAAAGAAGAAUAGUCACCGCUGCCCCAACAAAAUCUGCUGAUGAUGGUUCCCAUCGGAGGUCCCGUGGGCCAUGGUGGCCAUCCUAUUCAUAUUCCGACACCCAUCCAACAGAAUGCACCACCCCCUUCGCAGAGUCAGCACGCCCCUUCCAGUCAGAAUCGACAGUCGCUUUCCGUGCAGAAACCAAAUUACACUCUCAAAUUUACCCUUGCCGGUCACACUAAAGCCGUUUCCGCAGUAAAAUUUAGUCCGAACGGUGAAUGGUUGGCCAGCUCCUCCGCGGACAAGUUGAUUAAAAUAUGGGGUGCCUAUGAUGGCAAAUUUGAAAAAACGAUCUCUGGCCAUAAACUAGGGAUUAGUGAUGUGGCGUGGUCCAGCGACAGCCGGUUGUUGGUGACCGCCAGCGAUGAUAAAACUUUGAAGAUAUGGGAACUGAGCUCGGGGAAGUGUCUGAAAACGCUGAAAGGACACACAAACUACGUGUUCUGUUGCAACUUCAAUCCUCAGAGCAAUUUGAUCGUGUCGGGAUCAUUUGACGAGUCGGUUCGAAUUUGGGACGUCCGGACGGGAAAGUGCCUCAAGACACUUCCUGCUCAUUCCGAUCCGGUAUCAGCGGUGCAUUUCAACCGAGACGGUUCGCUGAUUGUAUCGUCCAGUUACGAUGGCCUGUGUCGUAUCUGGGAUACGGCUAGCGGACAGUGUCUCAAGACGCUUAUCGACGAUGACAAUCCACCGGUUUCGUUUGUAAAGUUUUCGCCGAACGGGAAGUACAUAUUGGCUGCAACGUUGGACAACACAUUGAAGCUGUGGGAUUACUCGAAGGGCAAGUGUCUGAAAACGUACACUGGCCAUAAGAAUGAAAAGUAUUGCAUCUUCGCCAAUUUUUCGGUAACCGGUGGAAAGUGGAUCGUUUCUGGCAGUGAGGACAAUAUGGUGUACAUCUGGAAUCUGCAAAGCAAGGAAAUCGUCCAAUGCUUACAGGGUCAUACGGAUACGGUUCUCUGCACUGCAUGUCACCCGACAGAGAACAUUAUUGCAUCGGCGGCACUCGAGAACGAUAAGACGAUAAAACUCUGGAAGAGCGACACAUAAAAUUGGGCCCGCAGAUAGUUGGCCGGGGGCUCGGCAAGGUCUCAGUGGAGCAAUGGCUUCGUAGCUACUACCUCCACUACCAACUAUCCGGUAUGGUACUGAAAAGCACCAACACGUGAGAAUAAUUGAAUUCGAUGGACAGAACAUUGUUAGCCAUAAGCGUAAAACUAUAAGGUAGGGAGAUAAACUUCAACUACUCAGCCCUAACUCUACAUUAAAUAUCGAUGGUAAUGUUAGAUUGUAUUCUAUAAGACGUUUGACUUUAAUGUAAGUGGAAUAAAUGGAGAAUGAACUUA